AUGCCAGCUGGCACCGGGCAGAUGUCAUCUGGGGGAAGUGUGACGAUGUGGGGAAGAGGAGACGUGGGCAUGGGGGGGAGCAACAGCAUGGGAGAGCAACGCGGGAAUGGGACACUGAAGGGAAUGGAGGGGUUAGAUGGAUAUGCCUCUCAUUCAAAAUAUGGAUCAGAGCAGGCAGCAAUGUAUGGGAUGCAACCAACAGCAGCAGGCUAUGGGGUGGAUCAAUCAGGGCAGCAUGGGAUUGACCCAGGUGCAGCAUAUGGGAUGGACUCAGCAGGGAGGCAUGGAGUGGAUGGGGCGACGAUACUGUUGGAGCAGGGGCGCAUGCAGGUGGUGACGGAUGCAGCAGCGGAUGGCAGCGGUGUGACGUGCACCGUGUGCCGGGGCGUGAUUAGUGGGGCGCGGUGGAAGGAGCACGUGCAGUUUUGGUGCCGGGUUGCUGCGCACGACCCGAUGGGGGAUAGCAAUCUGUGCUGCGUGGAGGGAGAUAGCAGGGGGGUUGGGGAGGAAGAAAGAGAGAAGAAAGCAGAUGGAGGACGGGAGGAGGAAGGAAUGGGCAGGAGGAACCCCCUCAUCCCCAAUAUCUUUCCUCCCUCACUAACACACACCCCCUCAACCCCAAAGUCUUUCAUCCUUCACCCACCCACGCCCCCUCAACCCCAGAUUCUUUCAUCCUUCACCCACCCACGCCCCCUCAACCCCAAAUUCUUUCAUCCUUCACCCACCCACGCCCCCUCAACCCCAAAGUCUUUCCUCCCUCACCCACCCACACCUCCUCACCUGGAUGUGCAUCAACUCCCCACCAGCCUCCCACUUAGGGGCAGGGCAACACCGACCACUGCCCCCACAGCAAUCGCCCCCAUUCCUCGCCACACUUCCUCGCCCCCAGUCGUACCCAGUCAGCUUUCUCCCUCACCUGCCAUUGCAAUCGCACGUCUCCCUCCACCCCAUCGGCACGCGGAGCCCAGCCGGCCUCAUCCCACCACAGAACUUCACCGUCCCCGGAAGACUUAUGCGGUUGGAAGGCCGGAUCAGGACGGCAUGCACAGCGCCGCCAUCACCGCAGGUGCGAAAGAAUGGGCCGAUCGCCUUGUUGCUCGUGAAGGUGGGUGCAGUGAGAUAGAGGGAGAUGCCAUCCGAGAAGAUGCCUCCCCCAUGAAAGCCUGGAGGGUGGACAGGUGGGAUGGGGACAAAGGAUGGGGUAAAGCAGCAAGGUCAACGGCUUAG
This is a messenger RNA of Closterium sp. Naga37s-1, 1227 nucleotides long. Lineage: Eukaryota; Viridiplantae; Streptophyta; Zygnematophyceae; Desmidiales; Closteriaceae. The record is from the annotation of a GenBank genome assembly.